Messenger RNA from Rana temporaria (common frog), 4346 nucleotides. RefSeq names its product potassium inwardly rectifying channel subfamily J member 3 (gene KCNJ3). Bases 929 to 2401 code for a protein of 490 amino acids. Gene Ontology annotation, biological process: regulation of monoatomic ion transmembrane transport; potassium ion import across plasma membrane. Lineage: Eukaryota; Metazoa; Chordata; Amphibia; Anura; Ranidae. The record is from RefSeq and is a predicted model, not a curated record. Gene Ontology annotation, cellular component: plasma membrane. Gene Ontology annotation, molecular function: G-protein activated inward rectifier potassium channel activity. The transcript is spliced from 3 exons.
CACACACACAUACACCAACACUAUCUCCAUUCUCCCUAACACACACUCACCACAAUCACCAUGAUCCUUCCACCUCCCCCCGGAAGAAAAAAAGACUGGAGCUAAUUCUCCCUGAGCUGGGUCCCUUCAUGCCAUCCACCUCACCACCACCCCCUUCUCUCCCCUUGUCAGACCCUCUAAAGGAUCUCCUGCAAAGAGUAGAAGGAUAGAGGCAGACCCUGCGAGCUCUGAGGAUCAUUAGUGUCUUUUGUUCACAACAUCCCAGGCAAAGCUAUAGGAAGAGUAGGCUGCUUGGAGAAAGCAAUCCUGAUGUUGCAACCUCAAAUCCUUCCAAGCAAAAGACAGUUCUGCUCUGCUGAGCCUCUCUUUUUAAUGGGAGGGGGGACUAUGCUUCUGUGAGACGGCAAGCCUGGACCUUCGCUCGAACCCAUGUGCAUUUGCUCAGUGAUACUUUCAAUGAGAGCCAUCCUGAAACACUUCCACCUGAACAGACGGGAGCGACAUUCGCUGUCACUCUUGUAACCAGAUUGCUAUAUUUUUCUAUUCCCUUUUUUUUUUUUCGUUUUUUUUUUCGUUCUGCAUGCUAACUUAAAAGCAACGUGAAAGCUACCGGAGAUGCUGUGCUGCAGAACCCAAGCCAAAGGGAUAGGGAUCUGGGGAUGAGAUAAUGAGAUCAUUUGUAUUGUGUUUAAGAAGCUAUUGACAAUCAGUUUCGUAACCUGCUUUGACCAGUUCACACAACCUCUCAAUGGAUUCUGACGGAUAAUCAGGUUUGUAGCUUGGCGCAGGAGAAUAAUACUUUGCCAGAUAUAGGUACCAAGGCUGUGGAAGACAACCAAAAGAAAAGAGACGACGAAAGGCCAGAAUAAGAAACUAACAUUGAUUUGCACAACCACUGAAUCUGGCUGUUGUUGCUUUUUAUCAUAUUAUGUCUGCACUCCGAAGGAAAUUUGGGGACGACUAUCAGGUAGUGACCACUUCCUCCAGUGGAUCUGGAUUUAAUCAAGCUGCCCCCAAAAAGAAAAGGCAAAGGUUUGUGGAGAAGAACGGCAGGUGCAACGUCCAGCAUGGGAACCUGGGAAGCGAGACGAGCAGAUACCUCUCUGACCUCUUCACCACCUUGGUGGACCUUAAAUGGCGCUGGAACCUAUUCAUUUUCAUCUUGACCUAUACCGUCGCCUGGCUUUUCAUGGCAUCCAUGUGGUGGGUCAUUGCCUACAUGAGAGGGGAUCUUAACAGAGUACAUGACGAAAACUACACACCUUGCGUAGCCAACGUCUACAACUUUCCAUCUGCCUUUCUCUUCUUCAUCGAGACCGAGGCCACCAUCGGGUAUGGAUUCAGGUACAUCACAGACAAGUGCCCUGAAGGAAUUAUUCUCUUCCUUUUCCAGUCCAUCCUUGGUUCCAUCGUCGAUGCCUUUUUAAUAGGCUGCAUGUUUAUUAAGAUGUCCCAACCCAAAAAGAGAGCAGAGACUCUCAUGUUCAGUGAACAUGCCGUCAUCUCCAUGAGGGAUGGCAAGCUCACCCUGAUGUUCAGAGUGGGCAACCUCCGAAACAGCCAUAUGGUCUCCGCUCAAAUUCGCUGCAAAUUGCUUAAAUCUCGGCAGACACCCGAGGGUGAGUUCCUCCCUCUCGAUCAGCUGGAACUGGAUGUAGGAUUCAGCACAGGAGCCGAUCAGCUUUUUCUGGUGUCCCCUCUUACAAUCUGCCACAUGAUUGACGCCAAGAGCCCCUUCUAUGACCUCUCCCAGCGAUCCAUGCAGACGGAGCAGUUUGAAAUUGUUGUCAUCCUGGAGGGCAUAGUGGAAACAACCGGAAUGACUUGUCAAGCCCGGACAUCGUACACCGAGGAUGAAGUUCUUUGGGGUCAUCGGUUUUUCCCUGUAAUUUCUCUAGAAGAAGGAUUCUUCAAAGUAGACUACUCACAGUUCCAUGCAACUUUUGAAGUUCCCACUGCACCUUACAGUGUCAAAGAACAAGAAGAAAUGCUUCUUCUAUCUUCACCAAUAAUAGCACCAGCAGUAGGUAACAGCAAAGAAAAAAAUAAUUCUGUAGACACUCUGGACAGCCUGGAUGACAUUAGCACAAAAAUGCCUUCAAAACUCCAGAAAAUGACUGGCAGGGAGGACCUACCAAGAAAAUUACUCAGAAUGAGUUCUACAACGUCAGAGAAAGCUUACAGUAUGGGUGACUUGCCCAUGAAACUCCAACGAAUAAGUUCAGUACCGGGUAAUUCGGAAGAAAAACUGGUAAUGAAAACCACUAGGAUGAUGUCAGAUCCUAUGAGCCAGUCGGUAGCAGAUUUACCUCCGAAACUUCAAAGAUUGUCUGGUGGAGGCAGGAUGGAUGGGAACUUGCCACCUAAAUUAAGAAAAAUGAAUUCAGACAGAUUUACAUAACAAACUUUUAGGUAUUAUUUAAAAAAAAUGGGUUUAAAAAACUCAUCAAAAUAUACGUAAGGAACUGUACAAGCUCUUGCUGAGCUCUUGUUGCCUUUGUAGGAAAUCUAUAUGGGGCACCAUUUUUAAGGCUGACUGUAGACAGGACUGUACUGUAUAUAUAGCGCUUUCAUAAGAGACCUAAUGUGUUUUUAUGGUCUUUCUAGAACUAAAGUAAUACUAACUGGCAUGUAGUAUCACAUCAAGCAUGCAAUAAUAGUGUGCAUAUUUUGCAUAUAGUUUUAUGGCAUGAUUCUUACUUUAUAUUGUAUAAUCAAAAAAAAAAGGGGGGCAUUAUUCUCCCCCAUAUUUUUUAAACUAGUACUUCUAUCAUAAGAAUGGGUAACUAUAAGGGCAAAGUUUUAAUCAAGAUUUAUUUAUCAUUUGAAUAGAAAUUGUAAAUAUACAUACAUGCAAGUUAUUUCCAGGCAUGUAUUAAUUAUUAAGGCCAAAACUAAUUUAAUAAUGUAAAAUUGUUUUGCUUUAAAGUGGACCUGUCACUUCUGCGCAAAAUUGAACCUGGUUGAUUUUGGAACAUAUGUAUAAACCAGCAUGUUCCACAAAGCACACUGCAGGUGACCACUAUGUCCUGAAUACCAAGUUAUUGAUCAUUUUUUUAACUUAAGAUUGUUGAUAAAAAAAAUAAUACGAGAACAGCAGUAUUGCCUUCUCUAACGUAUUUCACAAUUUCAUUGAGAUUAAGUACAAUAGUUGCCUGCAGGGAAAUAAGGUAAACCAAUAAAAUGUUAUGGUAACUUCAAUAUUUACUUUAUAUUUAUAUGUUGACAGGUGCACUUUAUUAAAUUAAAUAAAAAGCUAAACUCCAGGCAAACAGCUAAAUAUACAGGUGAAAUACAUAUAUAGGAGCUGUUCUGCUCAACAUUUUCAUCCUAGCAGCUUGUCACGUGUACAUCCAUUUGCAUAUUUUAUAUCUGCCUGGAGUUUAGUUUUAAUUUGCCAAAUUGAAAAAGGGCUGUCAACUUAAAUGCGAUACACUUUGUUUUUUAUUUUUAUUUUUAAAUCUGUGUACACCAAGACAUUUCUCAUUCUUGCCAAACAUUCUACAUCACAGCUUCUGCAGAGUGUAAAAAAAAGCAAACAAAGUUUUCAAAUUAAUUAGAAUUUCAGUUUUAAUGAUGUUUCCUGGUGUUUUCAUUUCUCCUGGGCUGAAUGAAAUCUUUCAAAUAGAUGUUAUAGAGUUUUUUUUAUGUUGUCAUAGGAAAGGUUUUUUUCUUUGAAAUAAACUAGUAUAACAUUAUAUAUCAAUUUGAAUUUCCCCUUUCUAUUGCAAUGAGCUAAAGGCAUGGUGUUUAGAAAUACUCACACUAUUUUUGAAAAUAAUCUUACCAUAGAGACAUAGUAUAUUCUUGAUAAAAAGAAUGUGUUCUUAAUUAAUUUUUUUAAGCCAUAUAAUUGGAUUUUAUGAAAACAAAAUACCAACUAUUUUCUUCAGCACAACAAGAAUAAUAACAUUUGUUUUGGUUAUUCAAAGAGAGUUUUAUAAAAUAUCCUUUUCAGUUCCAAUAUUUAUUUUUAAUGUAUACUAUUAAAGACUGACAUUGGGGAAUAUUAUGGGAGCAUACUGACCUAAGAUAUAUAAUAUUGUAUGUAUUUGUAUAUGGUUACAUUAUGCAGUUUUUUACACGUUGGGCAUAUUAAAUUAUAUUGUGUCACUGUGCUUGGACCCGUUGAAUCCACUUCAAAUACGUUUUAAUACUUAUUUAAACAGCACUGCUGUUGGUGAGUUACUUCCCAGCUAUGCUAUGUGCACCGUGUCAAUUAUGUCUGACUAGUUAACUAUUUUUAUCCUCCAUUAAAAAUUAAAAGACUCUACAACACUGCAAAAUGACAAGCAAGGCAAAAUUCAUUAAAAUAAUGGAAUGAGUGUUGAUCUUUAAAACAAAAU